GAGUGACGUUGGUAGGCUUACCAUCACAAGAUUGUGUUAUCCAGCUGAAAGCUCCUUAGCCCUUCGUUCAUUUUUCUCCCUUUUGCUCUUCAUUCUGCCCGAAUUCUAUGCUUUACCCGCAUUGCCCUGCGCCAUUGCUCACUUUAAUCCCAGGUUGCUAUUGGCUGUCUCCAGGUUGAAGAAUGGCCUUUGCUUUACAAUCGCAUUUUCUUGCCAAUCAGGCCAUCCAUUAUCGUAUUGGAUCGCAGGUUCUGAGUGAUAAUAAGUGCAGCUGGACCACAGGUGACUUCUGUGAGAGUCUAGUAAUAGUGAAAUUCUUGCCAAAUAGAUGGAGACCCAGACACCUGAAGUUUCUUAAAGCUCCUAAGAUAUGCGGUGCAUUGGGUCCUAGAUGCCGUAAAUGCCCAGACUCACCUUUACUUAGAAAAGAGAAUAGCUCUUCGACAAGCAAGAAUAACAUGGAUAUGUAUAAGGAAAUAUGCAAAUACUGGAAGGCAUUACCCUUGAUCAUUGGUAGGAAGUGGAGCCACUUUGCCCAAACUGCUAUCGUAGCUGCAUUUGUCUUAAUGGUGAUUCCACAGGCCGAUGCAGUGGAUGCUCUUAAAACUUGUACUUGCUUACUCAAAGAAUGCAGGUUGGAGCUUGCCAAAUGUAUUGCAAACCCUUCAUGUGCAGCCAAUGUUGCUUGUCUCCAGACUUGCAAUAACAGACCUGACGAAACAGAAUGCCAGAUAAAGUGCGGUGAUUUGUUUGAAAACAGCGUAGUAGAUGAGUUCAACGAGUGUGCAGUAUCUAGAAAGAAAUGUGUACCACGUAAAUCUGAUGUGGGCGAGUUUCCUGUUCCUGAUCCAAGUGUUCUUGUCAAAAGCUUUGACAUGAAAGACUUCAAUGGGAAAUGGUUUAUAACCCGUGGACUAAAUCCCACUUUUGACACUUUUGAUUGCCAAUUGCACGAGUUCCAUGUUGAAGACAACAAACUUGUGGGAAAUAUAUCAUGGCGGAUACGGACACCAGACGGAGCAUUUUUUACUCGAUCAGCUUUACAGAAAUUUGUGCAAGAUCCGCAAUAUCCAGGGAUAUUAUACAAUCAUGGCAAUGAGUAUCUUCACUACGAAGACGACUGGUAUAUAUUGUCAUCCAAAGUUGAAAAUACGCCAGAUGAUUAUAUAUUUGUAUAUUAUCGUGGAAAAAAUGAUGCAUGGGAUGGAUACGGUGGUGCUGUACUGUACACGAGGAGUGCUGUUCUGCCAGAAAGUAUAGUUCCCGAAGUACAGAGGGCAGCACAGAGCGUAGGGCGUAAUUUUGACGAAUUCAUAAAAACUGACAAUACUUGUGGACCCGAACCUCCCCUUGUGGAGAGACUGGAGAAGACGGUUGAAGAGGGAGAGAAGACAAUCAUAAGAGAAGUGGAAGAGAUAGAAGGUGAAGUGGAGAAGGUGACAAGUAAGGAAAUCAAUUUGUUCAGUAAACUGUUGGAAGGCUUGAAGGAACUGCAGAAGGAUGAAGAGUACUUCCUAAAGGAGCUGAGCAAAGAAGAAAAGGAAGUUCUUGAUGGGCUUCAAAUGGAAGCAAGUGAAGUGGAGAAACUAUUCGGUCGCGCUUUGCCUUUGAGGAAACUAAGAUAAUAGUGGCCAUGAACACGAUGAUCGUCUUAUUCUUCGUUAGUAUUUCGAAACUUGAAUGUAUAGUACAUCUUAUAUUCAUAUAGGUUAUAUGUUGGUAUGCAAUUCAUCCUCUUCAUCUCCAUGUAUGGUUACACACACUCAAAUUGAAUUACUAUAAAGUCCCAUGCUUCUUCUUCCCA
This is a messenger RNA of Ipomoea nil (Japanese morning glory), 1804 nucleotides long. RefSeq names its product violaxanthin de-epoxidase, chloroplastic. The record is from RefSeq and is a predicted model, not a curated record. Lineage: Eukaryota; Viridiplantae; Streptophyta; Magnoliopsida; Solanales; Convolvulaceae. The transcript has 6 exons. Gene Ontology annotation, biological process: xanthophyll cycle. Gene Ontology annotation, molecular function: violaxanthin de-epoxidase activity. The coding region runs from base 183 to 1625 and encodes 480 amino acids.